ACGGCCCCGCCCCCUGGCCUGGCUCUGCUCGGCCUCAGUCUGUUCCACCGGCAGGAUGCGAGCUGCAGGAGGGUUUCUGCUGCUGCCUUGGCCCAUGGCCUGGGCAGGAGCUGGGGCCGGGGGGCCGGACAUGGGGCCGGAGGAGGCUCGGGGGGGUCUGCUGCUGAGGUGCGGAGCUGUGCUGGGACUCACUUUGAUGUGCGCGGCGGUGGUGAGGCGGUGGAUCGCAGGUGGAGUGUGUCGUUGUCCAGCUCGUUUGGACGGGAAGACCGUCCUGAUCACCGGAGCCAACACCGGCAUCGGCAAAGAGACAAGCAGAGAUCUGGCACGCAGAGGGGCCCGGGUGGUGAUGGCGUGCAGGGACCUGACGCGGGCGGAGCAAGCGGCAGAGGAGAUCCGGCGGACGACAGGAAACGGUAACGUGGUGAUCAGACACCUCGACCUCGCCUCUGUUUAUUCUGUCAGACAGUUUGCUAAAGAUUUCCUGGACAGUGAAGAGCGACUGGACGUCCUGAUAAACAACGCAGGCGUGAUGAUGUGUCCAAAAUGGCUGACAGAAGAUGGCUUUGAGACCCAGCUGGCUGUCAAUCAUCUGGGUCACUUCCUAAUGACCAAUCUGCUUCUUCCGAAACUGAAGAACUCCGCCCCCAGUCGAGUGGUCAAUGUGUCAUCCAUCGCCCAUCGGGGAGGUCGUAUUGACCUUGACGACCUGUUCUUCAGCAGGAGGCCGUACAGCUCGUUGGAGAGCUACCAGCAGAGCAAACUGGCCAACGUGCUGUUCUCCAGAGAACUGGGCCGACGACUCACAGGUUCUGGAGUUUCGUCGUUCUGUCUCCACCCGGGUGUUAUCCGGACUGAGCUGGGUCGUCAUGUUGAGGGCUGGUUUCCCCUGCUGGGGGCGCUGCUGAGCCUCCCCUCCCUGCUGCUCAUGAAGACACCAGUUCAGGGCGCUCAGACCAGUGUUUACUGCUCCAUCACACCGGGGCUGGAGGAACGAUCCGGAUGCUACUUCAGUGACUGUGCAGAGAAGGACGUCGCUGCGGGGGGGCGGGACGAUGCUGUGGCGAGGAUGCUGUGGGAGGAGAGCGCCCGAUUGGUUGGAUUAAAGGACACAUGCUGACGGGGAAGAAAAGAAUCAGACAACAGCGCCCCCUGUUAGGAGGAGCGCUUCAGCAUCACUGUGAUUGACAGCUGACUAGAGCCAAUCAGAGGCAUCAGUCUAGAGUGAAAACAAUAUCAAUGAAUACAACUUUACUUCAUACAUCAUAAUAAUAUAAUAAAUAUUCAUUAGUAUUCAGCAAACAUGGUAUAAAAAUAUUGUUUUUCUGCAGAGUGAGUGGAGUGUUCUACUUUGACCUCUGACCUUUGACCUGUGACUGUUUGUUUGGGUACAAACUUUUAUCUUUAUCACCAACAUUUUUCAUUUCUGUGAAAGUUUCAUUUUGUUUUGUGGAUUAAAUAUAAUGAUGAUAACAUGAUGAUGUGUCAUCAGUUUUAUCUUUGGAUUUAAUACAUUGGUUAAAUUAACAUCACAGUUUUAUGUUUAUAAACUGAAACCCAAAAAAUGUUUAACUAUAAAAAUCAUCUCCACAAACAUCUGUCAGUGGUUACCAUGGAGACCAUGGAGCCAAGUCGUGCUGGUUCUGUUGAAAGGUGGUUAGCAUGGUGGCUAGCAUGGUGGCUAGCUGCUAACUUCACUCACAAACACACUGUGACGUCAUAGAACCAUAAAGAGACGAAUCAGUUCAAUCCGAUGUAAUUCAUGUUUUACGUUUAACAGUGGAAAUCUGUCGUCGCUGAGUUUUCUGAUCGAAUCAAUCAACAGAAAGUCAAAUGUCAUUCAUGGUUAAUCAUUUUUUUUAACUGUUUUUGAUGAUGAUGAUGAUUGUUGGGGGUUUAGGAGAUAACCCCAACAAUCAUCAUUGUUGUUGCGAACUUACUGUCUAAUAAUCAAUACUGUAACCUUCUACUUUUACCUACACCAUACUGUAAAGAACUUUGAGUGGCCAUCAAGAAAAGAUCCGUAUAAAUACAUUUAUAAAAACUGA
Platichthys flesus (European flounder) is the source of this 2048-nucleotide messenger RNA. RefSeq names its product retinol dehydrogenase 13 (gene crdhl). The transcript is spliced from 7 exons. The record is from RefSeq and is a predicted model, not a curated record. Lineage: Eukaryota; Metazoa; Chordata; Actinopteri; Pleuronectiformes; Pleuronectidae. Bases 56 to 1120 code for a protein of 354 amino acids.